Molecule: messenger RNA, 1616 nt
Organism: Leptinotarsa decemlineata (Colorado potato beetle)
Lineage: Eukaryota; Metazoa; Arthropoda; Insecta; Coleoptera; Chrysomelidae
Product: kinesin-like protein Klp68D
Biological process (GO): microtubule-based movement
Molecular function (GO): microtubule binding; ATP binding; microtubule motor activity
Source: RefSeq, a predicted model, not a curated record
UGACAUUUCAAGUUUCUCCGAUAGAUGUUGAACUUUCCAAGAGAAAAGAUAAAAAAUAACUUGAAUGGCACUACAAUUUAAAUAACAAAUCCCCAAGAUAAUCAAUAAAACCAUAUAGAAACUCCCGAUGUAGUUUGUAUUGAUAUAGAAUCAUAUCAUAUAAAAAAAACAUUUAACCUUGAGUUCUUCAAAUAAAGAUGACUUCAGAGAAUGAUAAAUACUCUAUGGAGAAAAAUAUCAACAAUGAAUCGGUUCAAGUUGUGGUACGCUGUAGACCACUCAGCGAAAAGGAAAUCGAAGCAAAAUGUACCAGUGUAGUGAAAAUGUAUUCCAGCAGGGGAGUAAUUGAGGUGGAAAAUCCAAAAGCACGCAGCGAAAAUGAAAAGAAAAAAAUAUUUACUUACGACUCAGUUUAUGAUGAAAGCUCAACUCAACAAAACUUAUAUGAUGAAACUGUCAGGCCUUUGGUAGCAUCUGUACUUGACGGUUACAACGGUUGUGUAUUUGCUUAUGGACAGACAGGAACAGGGAAAACUCAUACGAUGGAAGGACUGGAAGAAGAUCCAGGUAUCAUACCUAGGGCUUUUUCACAAAUUUGGGCCCAUAUUGACAGAACAACUGGUGUGGAAUUUUUAGUCAGUGUUAGAUAUUUGGAGAUUUACAUGGAAGAAAUAAGAGAUCUUCUCAGACUGAAAAACUCCAAACCGCAUGAACUGAGGGAAAUGACUGGAGAGGGCGUCAUUGUAACCAACCUUCAUUCACAAACUUGUCAAAGUGCAAAAGACAUGGUGAGAGCUAUGAAAGUUGGCAACGCUAAUCGCACAACUGGCAUGACCAACAUGAACGAGCACAGCUCUCGGUCUCAUGCCAUUUUCCAAAUCGUCAUUGAAAUGGCAGAGGAACACUCAAAGUCAAUAAAAAUAGGCAAAUUGAAUCUGGUAGAUCUGGCUGGUAGCGAAAGACAGUCCAAGACAGGAGCUACAGGGGAUAGAUUGAAAGAGGCCACUAAAAUCAACAAAGCACUUUCUUCAUUAGGAAACGUCAUCUAUGCCUUAGCUGAAAAUUCACCUCACAUUCCAUACCGUGAUUCCAAACUCACACGACUACUACAGGAUUCUCUUGGAGGAAACAGCAAAACUAUUAUGAUUGCCAAUGUGGGGCCUGCAAGUAUGAAUUAUGAAGAAACAAUCAUCACUUUGAGAUACGCCUAUCGAGCAAAAUCAAUUAAGAACAAUCCAGUUAAAAACGAGGAUGUCAAAGAAGGAAAACUCUUGGGUCUCCAACAGGAAAUUGAACGACUUAAGCAGCUCAUUAUGGAAAAAAGUAAUGGAGAUUUCAGCACCAGUCUGGGUGAAGAUGAGGAAAUUUGUGAUGGGGAAGAGGAAAUUGAUAAAGAAGAGAAAGAGAAGAAGCUGGAAAUGGGUAAGAUGGAAGUAGAUGAACUAGCGAAGAAGCUGAAGAUGUUGGAGAAGCAGAUGGUCCAUGGAGGAAAAAAUAUUGUCGAUAGUGUGAACGAGAACGAGUUGAGACUUGAACAACAAAGAGCACAGAUAGCAGCAAGAAAGGUAGACAGUAUUGCAACAAUAAUAAUAAUAGUAAAAAAAUAUCUUAUAUGA